AUGGAACAAUGCAUUAGGAGUAAACAAGGUAUGUAUCUUUUUUGGUUGCUUUGUCUUCCUGGAGCAUUAUGUAUUUCAAUCUACUAUUCUACACCCGAAGAAACCAAAAAUGGUUCUAAAGUGGCUAACGUGCUGAAGGAUUUGAAACUGGAAGUACAGGAAUUCAUUGAUCGCAGAGCCCAUCUCAUUUCUGAAAGCACUAAACAGUAUUUCUCCCUUGAUAUUCAUACUGGGGAUAUAUUGAUAAAUGAUAAAGUAGACCGGGACGUUCUGUGUAGCCAGACAGAUGUUUGCAUACUUACAUCUCAAAUUGUGCUUGACAACCCGUUGGAAUCAUACAAUAUUGAAAUAGUAAUAGAAGACAUAAAUGACAAUGCUCCCAAAUUCUCGAAAAAUGAAUUUGGGAUAGAAAUUCCUGAGAAUGUUCCUACAAAUAUGGUUCUUCCCUUGGAAUCUGCAGAUGAUGAGGACCUAGGAGAAAACAGCAUCCAAAACUAUACACUCAGCACCAAUGACUAUUUUUGGCUUCACAUGCAAAGGAACAAAGAUGGAAUUUACAGCGUGGAUCUUGUUCUAAACAGAUCACUAGAUAGAGAAAAGGUGUCACGUCUCAAUAUCACCCUAAUGGCUGUUGAUGGUGGGGUACCACAGAAAACAGGCACUGUUCAAAUUAACAUUGAUAUUCUGGACAUAAAUGAUAACCCUCCUCAAUUUUCCCAAUCUGAAUAUAAGGUAAAAAUAAAGGAAAACCUUCCUAUGGGCACUGCAGUGGCUAAAGUGGAAGCUACAGAUCUUGAUUUGGGUUUAAAUGCACAAGUCAUCUACUCAUUCCAUAGAACGCCUGAAAGAAUAAACAGUUUGUUCAUUUUAAAUGAAAAGUCUGGAGAAAUCACUCUUAGGGGACAGAUUGAUUAUGAAAAAGAAAGGAGUUAUAGCAUGAGCAUCAGAGCAACAGAUGGAGGAGGACUUUCAGGGCACUGCAAAAUACUAAUAAAGGUUGAAGAUGUCAAUGACAAUGCCCCAGAGGUGUCCAUCAUAUCUCUGACCCGCAUCUUAAAGGAGGAUUCGCCUUUGGAGAAGGUGGUGGCCCUCUUCAGUGUGAGAGACCAAGACUCUGGAGAU
This is a messenger RNA of Notechis scutatus (mainland tiger snake), 1122 nucleotides long. The record is from RefSeq and is a predicted model, not a curated record. Lineage: Eukaryota; Metazoa; Chordata; Lepidosauria; Squamata; Elapidae.